Messenger RNA from Rosa rugosa (rugosa rose), 1343 nucleotides. RefSeq lists its product as uncharacterized. The transcript has a single exon. The coding region runs from base 54 to 1055 and encodes 333 amino acids. Lineage: Eukaryota; Viridiplantae; Streptophyta; Magnoliopsida; Rosales; Rosaceae. The record is from RefSeq and is a predicted model, not a curated record. Gene Ontology annotation, cellular component: 90S preribosome.
ACCCUGGAACGCCAACUUUCUUCUCCCUCCCUCUCUUAAACCCCCAGCUUUCCAUGGCCGCGACCACCGCAGCUCCUCCACCUUCCAAAUCCACACCCACCAAACUGAACCCCAACACCGUGCGAAAAGCCGUCAAUGCCCUCCUCAAAUGGAGAAAUUCCCAGACCCAGAACCCCGACGAUCUCUUAGACUCCUCCGACGAAUUCACCUACCUCGUCCUCACCCUCAAGAAAAUCCCACCAAAGGGUCGCGUCAACGCCUUCAAAAUCCCUCUCCCUAAUCCCCUCCUCUCCGAAUCCACCCAGUUCUGCCUGAUCUACGACGACGGCCCCAAGUCCAAGCUCACCAAGGACCAAAUCGACAAGAGGAUCAAAACCCACAACUUACCCAUCACCAAAACACUCAAGCUCUCCAAGCUCAAAUCCGAUUACAAGUCUUUUGAGGCCAAGCGGAAGCUGAUGGAGUCGUACGAUGCGUUUCUGGCUGAUAAGCAGAUUGUGCCGUUGCUUCCCAGGCUUCUGGGGAAGCAGUUCUUCAAGAAGAAGAGGAUGAUUCCGGUGCCGGUGGACUUGCAACAGAAGAACUGGAAGGAGCAGGUGGAUAGGGUUAUCGAGUCGGCCAUGUUGUUCUUGAGUACUGGGACUUGUAGUGUUGUGAGGGUGGCCAGGACUUCGAUGAGUGCUGAGCAGAUUGUUGAGAAUGUGGUUGCCGCGGUUGAUGGGAUUGUGGAGAUUGUUCCGAGGAAUUGGGGCGGUGUGAGGUCGUUUCAUUUGAAGCUGUUGGAGUCACUUGCGCUGCCGGUGUAUCAGGCUGUGCCGGAUGAGACAUUGUUGAAGAUUGAGGGAGUUAAGGGGAGCGAGAAAGAGGUGGUGAAGAAUGAGAAAGUGGGUAAGAAGAAGGGUAGGAUUAGUGAAGUGAGGUAUAUGGAUAGAAAUGUUGGGGAGGUGCUUGAUGAGGAUGAGUUAAAUGAUGGUGUCAUUGUCGACAAGGAGAAGAGGAAGAGUGAAGAAGCAAAGCUGAAGAAAGCUAAGAGGAGUAAGAAUGCAGCAGAGUGAUUCGGCAUGGAAGUGGGAUUCGAUAUAUAUUUGAGCAAGCAUGGCUGUCGAUUUGAGUCUUUCUGGCUUGAAAUUUUGAAUGUUCAGAUGGCCAUUAUCGUAUUGCAGUUAUGAUUUUUGUUAGUUCAACACUGAAUAUUACAGUGCCAUUGUGGUUUCUGCAUUUCCAUAUCUUUGAUUUUGAAAUUACAUUCUUCUAGUUUCAUUGUAACUAUGUAAAUUGGAACAAAGUUGCCAUAAGUUCUCUCUCCAGCAAUAUGACAUAUUAGCCUGCGUUGUAACCUUCUA